UUUAAGGGGAAGGGAGUCCUCGCGUUGACUUCUGGGAAACGUAGUUUUUAUUCUGCGGACGUUUCGUUAGCGACAGAAACUACAACCCCCAGGGACCACCGCGACGUUGCCUGUGGCGGCCUACGAGCCAACGGUUAGGAAGCGCGGAUUGACUGAGAUCGUCGGCUAGUUUCUUUAAGGGAAAGUCCAAACUUGGAAGAAUUAGCAGUAUAAGAAACAGAGAUAUCCCCAUUCCAAGAACCUACUGGCCCACGUAUAAGUCUAUGGGACUGGGUCGAAGAUGAAUUAGAAUGACCACCAUCAUGCUCUACUCAGAAUCACUCCUCCCUUCCUCUGCCAAGUAGGGCUUUGAUCCUGGAUCAAGCUUUUUGUAUUUGUUUCUUCUUCCUUCAAAGGAAGAGCAGCUUAAAUAGAUGCAGUCUCCCAUGGGGAGCAGAGAGUGUCUGAGCAGCAACAACCUGGAGUGGAGACAUGGUAAUGGAUUCUGAAUUAAUGCACAGUAUAGUCGGAAGCUAUCUUAAACCUCCAGAAAGAGUAUUUGUUCCAUCAUUCACCCCGUAUGAAACAUCUCAGAAUUGCCACCCUGUGAACAUGGAAGUUACCCCUCCUAAAAUGUUUUAUAGUCCAAAUAACCAAGCAGCUCUUAUUUUAGCCCUAAAAACUCUUCAGGACAAGAUUCAUCGUUUAGAGCUAGAGAGAACACAAGCUGAAGAUAACCUGAACAUACUGUCCAAAGAAGCUGCACAGUAUAAAAAGGCCUUGGAGAAUGAAACAAAUGAGCGAAAUCUGGCACACCAGGAACUGAUAAAGCAGAAAAAAGAUAUAAGUAUACAGUUAAGUUCAGCCCAGUCUCGCUGUGCUCUUCUAGAGAAGCAACUAGAGUAUACAAAGAGAAUGGUUCUCAAUGCAGAGCGAGAGAAGAAUAUAAUCCUAGAACAACAGGCCCAGCUUCAAAGGGAAAAAGAGCAAGAUCAUUUGAAGCUGCAUGCAAAACUUGACAAGCUUGACGUCUUAGAAAAAGAAUGUUUUAGACUUACAACAACUCAGAAAACUGCCGAGGACAAGAUUAAACAUUUAGAGGAAAAACUUAAGGAAGAAGAACAUCAGCGUAAGCUAUUUCAGGACAAAGCUUCUGAGCUUCAAACUGGACUUGAAAUCAGCAGAAUUUUAAUGUCUUCUGUUUCAAAUCCAAAACACUCCAAGGGAAAGAAGAAAUCUUCAAAGAAAACUAAAUGUUUACAGAGAGGACUGCCUCAGGAAAGUUAUCUAAAGUUUGGAGCACCGCCUUUUGUGCCUGGGAAGUUGGUCAGUACAAGCCAUUCUGGGAAUGCAAGUGUGCAAAACCUCCUGCAGAUGAUGCGAGAUUGUGGCCCGCACACCCUUCAGAAGCAUUCUAAAGCACCUGAGCCUCGAUGUCUCCAUAAGCCUAGUACAACUCCCCAAUGUAAAGCUGUACCUCCUGACCCAGAAAAGUCUGUCUCCAUUUGUGAUAAUUUGUCUGAACUUUUGAUGGCAAUGCAAGAUGAGCUGGACCAAAUGAAUAUGGAGCAUCAAGAACUACUAAAUCAAAUGAAGGAAACUCAAAGCCAUUCAGUCUGUGAAGACAUAGAAAGUGAACUAGAGCAUUUAGUGAAGAAAAUGGGAAUUAAAGCAGAACAAAUUUCCAAACUAAAGAAGCAUCAAAACAGUGUCCGUGAACUUCAACAAAAACUUCAAAACUCAAAGAUGAGUGAAGCUUCAGGUAUUCAGCAAGAAGAUAGCAACCCUAAGGGAUCAAAGAACAUGAAAAAUAGCCCUAGAAAGUGUUCUCAUGAAACUAGCCCUCUUCAGAAAAACAGCAACUUUCAUCCAAAACGAGUCCGUAAUCUUCAAAUGAAAUUGAGCAAAGAUGAUAUCAUGUGGGAGCAGUAACACAGUAGCAAAACUGUCACCUUAAAUGAACUCUGUCAAUGAGAUCUUGAAUUGUCUAAAGUGAUUUUAAUUUAAUAUACCUUUAUGAAAAUUUGAAUUAUGAUUCUAGCCUCUAUAAAGUGUGAAGUUGUAGUGUUUUUAAAUUAAUGCCUAAUGACCUAUUAAGAGUCCCAGAUAAUAAAUGAUUGCUUUUUUUGUUUUCCUUUUGAUUGAAAUGCCUAAUCUUAUCAUAUUUUAGAACAUUGUUCACUAAACUAAAUCUAAGAAAUUGGAUUGGAUGAACUAUAUUCAAACGAGUUAAAUUUGAGAAACAAGUACCAUUCCCAUUUUAAUUUGGUAGGCUUGUGACCUUGGAACACUGGUGGCACAGUGGUUAAGAGCUCAGGCUGCUAACCAAAAGGUCAGCAGUUUGAAUCCACCAGCCGCUUCUUGGAAACCCUGUGGGACAGUUCUACUCUGUCCUAUAGGGUCACUAUGAUGAGUCAGAAUCAACUCGAUGGAAACAGAUUUUGUAACCUUAAGGACCAAUGUAAAAUCGAUAGGGUAUGGUAAGGUCUUUUAACUUUCCUGGUGUUUCUUCCCUACCUUAUUUUAGAGCUGUGAAAUAUUUUUCUUUUUUGAGAAGGGAAAAGCUGAAUAGGUCUGCAGUUUUAUGAAGAGGCCUUUAACCCAAGUGUCUAUGUGACAGUUACAAAUAGGAACCCAUCGUUACUUAAUUUUUAGAAGACAGUAUCAUAUAACUGCAGAAGCUUUCAUCUUCUAGUUGCAUUCACUUAAAAAUUUAGUUGUGUUAACACCAGUUAUCUGUUUUAUCUUACUUCUUUACAACUAUAUAAAAUGACUUUGAUUCUGUACAUUGUGUAUAGUGUUCAUCAGUGUAAACUGAGAGUGUGAUCUUCCAAGACCCACAAAACUGGCAUAUUUUUAUAAGAAAGUAUAGGAACAGGAAGUUGGACAUUUUAUUACCUAAUCAAAAAUUCAGGGAAAUAUGGUGCAUUUUUAUAUUUUUAAAUCAGUGAUGUCAUGAUGAAUUAUGUGUGUAUGCUUUAUAAUAAAUUUAUACUUGUUGACCUGUCUUGUCAGAAGCUUUUAGAAACUACUAUGACUCUUGUGAUCUAUUUUGGUUCCUCACUUGAAUUCUUUGUGGCAACUAGAAAACUGGAGGAAUCAACUGAAGUAAAAAUAAAGGACAGACAGAAAAGGCAUAAUAAAAGGGAGGAACUCAGAAUAUAGGAUUGCUGUUUAAGAGAUGGUGAUUCCGAAGGGACAGAGUUGUAGUGGUACAUCGUCUGAAUCCACAGCUGGGAAAAUGUCCAGGCUAUA
This is a messenger RNA of Trichechus manatus latirostris (Florida manatee), 3234 nucleotides long. It is a transcript of the gene CEP57L1, whose product is annotated as centrosomal protein 57 like 1. Gene Ontology annotation, cellular component: centrosome. The coding region runs from base 472 to 1911 and encodes 479 amino acids. NCBI's taxonomy places the organism in Eukaryota, Metazoa, Chordata, Mammalia, Sirenia, Trichechidae. The record is from RefSeq and is a predicted model, not a curated record. Gene Ontology annotation, molecular function: identical protein binding; microtubule binding; gamma-tubulin binding. The transcript is spliced from 14 exons.